AUGGAUAACUAACCUCACUCUAAAAGUCUUGGAGAUGAAAUUUUAGAACAUCUUGAAAGAAAUGCCGCUAUGUACAUUUAAACUUAAGAUUAAAAUAACAACAACCUAGAUAAAUAAACACCUUAAUUGAUGAUUCCUAUUAUAACAAUUUCUCCUUAGAUUCCAAGUCUAAAGGAAAUUAAAUUAGUUAACUCUCUUCUUGUAACUGGUGAUGGAUAACAUAACUCAGUUAAACUAAUUUGUCAGAAUUGCAAGAAAUAAGUAAUAUAUGUAUAAAAUAUGUUAAAAGAUUCAAACUAAAUUAACCAGAAGAGUUGGAAAAGGUGCAUUGAUUGUUUCUUGUAUUCUACUUCUUUGUUCUUUUGGAAUUUUAUGUUUAACUUGUUUACCUUGUUACAUUGAUGAUUGUAAAGAUAUUGUACAUCUCUGUCCAGAUUGUCAAUUCCAUAAUGGAUCAACACCUUAUCAAGUGUUUUGA
Molecule: messenger RNA, 478 nt
Organism: Paramecium sonneborni
Lineage: Eukaryota; Ciliophora; Oligohymenophorea; Peniculida; Parameciidae
Source: the annotation of a GenBank genome assembly